Molecule: messenger RNA, 783 nt
Organism: Dichotomopilus funicola
Lineage: Eukaryota; Fungi; Ascomycota; Sordariomycetes; Sordariales; Chaetomiaceae
Product: Pre protein translocase subunit Sec66-domain-containing protein
Exons: 4
Coding region: 1-783 (260 amino acids)
Biological process (GO): post-translational protein targeting to membrane, translocation
Cellular component (GO): Sec62/Sec63 complex
Source: RefSeq, a predicted model, not a curated record
AUGUUCGACAUCAAUUGGCAGGGGCUGCUGCUGCCCCUGGCGUAUCUGGUGGUGCUGGUCGGCACAUUCGUCACGUUCUCGACAGUGUACCGCAAGAGGAAAGCCAUCGAGAGCGCCAACCUCGCGCCGUGGUUCGGCCCGCACCUGCAGCGCAACAUCUACCUGUCGCUGCUGCACAUGCAGCCGGAUGAGAACAGCUCGGCGGCCGAGAAGAAGACGCAGCAGAAGAUCCCCGACAGCAUAAUCCGGGCGGCGCUGAUCCAGCGCGCCGUCGAAGACAUCCGCCGCAUCAUCCAGAUCCGCACCGCCAAGCAGGCCUGCAGCUCACUGCUGCAGCGCGGGAGCGUGGGCGACGACUUGUGGCAGCGCUUCCAACGCGCCGAGAAGGAGAUGGAGGAGGAGCUGCGCGAUGUUGUCAUGGAGGCCAACGCCCUCGUCCCUGGCUGGGGUCAAAUCAUCUUCCAAUCCGCCAACGAGAUCGCCGCCAACCGAGCCAUGCGCGAGCGCGUAGAAGAGAUCGAAGCCCAGACCGCGCGCGACAAGGAGUGGUGGGAAAAGCGCCGAACCAACGUCAAGAGCGCGUUCAUGAAGGAGCUUGACGCUGAGGCCGCCGCGGCGGCAGCUGCAGAUACAGCAGCAGCAGCAGGAGCAGCGUCGGCAACACCCUCAAUUGGGGGGCCAGGAUCAGUAGCGGGCUCGGCCGACUCGGAGCCGGUGUUGGUGGAGAAGAAUACCUCGUCGGCGUCGUCUUCGCCUGCGUCUAAGAAGAAGGGCAAGAAAUAG